AGAUGAGCAGAUGGGGACGGAGGAGCCAGACCAGACGAACAGGCCGGCGAGGUGAGGCGCGCGCGCGUCUGCUCCGCGUCACGGGAUUCGCCCUGACCACGUAACAGUAGCGUACGCCCCGCGACGGGGUCCGUCCAUCCAGCUCCCUGCCUCGCUGUCCCGCACGCGGUCGCUCCCGCCUCCCCGCUCCGCUUCAUUCUCGCCGAGUCUGGCCCCAGCGAUACCUGCCCCCUCCUGUCAGUGAGAUCGAUGCCCUCUCCCGUCACGUCCGGUGGGGCCUCCCGCCUCGCAUCCCCCUCUCAUCCGCCUCCUACUUAGUACCGCGGCACUAACACUCCUGUACUACCGCUAGUCUAAUAGUCUACUUGACUACUGCUGCAACACAGCAGCUUGCUCGUGAGGAAUUCGUUAGUGGUGGGCUGGUGGUAGUGGUAGAGAUUAGACAAGCAGAGACGCCGCGGUGUGCAGCAUUGUUCGAGGGGAGGGCGGGGGGUGAUGCUGGUGGGCCUGUACGGGGAGCUGGCGAUGGCGGCGACGAGCUCCGAGUGCAGCAGCGGCUGCCAGUCCGGCUGGACCACCUACCUCGACGACCACUCCUACUCCUGCGGCACCACGCGGCUCCAGGGCAAGGCGCAGCAGCCAUACUACUGCGAGUACUCGGAGGAGGACGACCUCUCCAUGAUCUCUGACGCCUCCUCCGGCCCGCGCCAGCAGUGCUCAGCCGGCAAUGACGUGCAAGGUAGCGCCGCCGCGCAUGCCAAUGCGGAGAGGAGAGGGAGGCGGGAGGAGGCCGCCGCAGCGAGGCGGCAGAGCAAGAGGGCCGCCGUCGCAUCUCUGCUCGAGGACACGGCCAGUUCGCCGGCCUUCUUCAGCUACUCCAAGGCGAUUAGCUCGGGAGACGCCAAUGGCUAUGGUGACGCGGAUGCCCCGAUGAUGGAGAUCGGCAAUGCGGCCGACUUCUCCUGCGCCUUCUCCACCACAACGGGCCUCAAGUCUCCCUUAAAUGAGACUCCUUUGGGCGGCUACCUGCAAAUGCAGUACUCCCCGGCUCCUGUCAAGCCGAUGCCCACAAGACAAGUUUGCAGAGAUGGGGGUGAGAAGAUGAGGUGGUGACUGGUGACUGUUGAGGAGCUCUUGCUUAUGCUGGUUCUUGGAAGGAUGUUCGUGGCUUGCUCCGCUCUGUUCUGUUCUUGGGAGCAAUAGGAGAUGGGCAGCUGCAGUGUGUUUGCAAAUCUUCAGAUCUCCAAGAGAUCUUUCUAUUAAUCCCCAUCUGUUUUGUCAUCUCUCUCUCUCUCUCUCUCUCUCUCUCUCUCUCUCUCUCUCUCUCCUGUGUUUCCACUGUGAUUCUGGCCCUGUUCCUCCCCAUCUGCAGUUAGUAUCCCACUUUUUAGCUGUCAUUGCAGUGGGAAACAACAACCCGAGGCAAAACAAGCGCGCGAAUGUGAAAUCCCUUUUGCACCUCGCAGUCAUAUGCUGCUGCUUUUGUCACUGUGAAUGGGCAAUGUGAUCCUCUAUCUGUUAGUGGUAUACUACUAUCUUUUUCUUGUGACGC
Messenger RNA from Phragmites australis (common reed), 1552 nucleotides. RefSeq lists its product as uncharacterized. The record is from RefSeq and is a predicted model, not a curated record. Bases 496 to 1113 code for a protein of 205 amino acids. Gene Ontology annotation, biological process: cytokinin biosynthetic process. The transcript is spliced from 4 exons. Lineage: Eukaryota; Viridiplantae; Streptophyta; Magnoliopsida; Poales; Poaceae.